GUCUAAGUAGGCGAGCGUGAUCUCCUCGUCCGCGCUCCAGUGCGUUAUCGUCGAUGCUCUCUGAGAUUGUGAUGACAACCUGGAAGAUUCCAGUGUUCUCGCCCGUCCUCUCUGAGGUAUUGUCGGUACCAGGGGCGCCAAGUCAUGCUCUUACGUCAUAAGUGAGCCGUCGUAUGCUCAGAGUCCCAAUUUAUGCGGUCACGGUCAACGCUGUCUAUGGUGCCAGAGUCGAGGUUUAGAUCCGCCUCUAUCAGCGUCAUAGCGCGUCCUGGCCUAUCACGUAGACUUGACUUGUCUGAUGUCAGCACGGCGUUUUCUCAGGUCAAAUGUUGCAGAGUCCGGACACCGAUUUUCGUUGCCAGAUGCGUCUGAUUCGUCCUAUGUAUCUCACGGUAAUGAUGUCCCCUGUUCUAUGCGCGGUCUUCUCUCCUCACCACUGGAAUCUAUGCCAGUGACAGUGUCUCCCAAUCGCUACCGAUGCAUCAAAGAUGGCCGAGUCAGGCUCGGUCUCCUUGAGCUCGCCCAGUCGACUAUCAAUCCGGCUACGGUUAGUUCUACGCGAUCGGUUCCGAUCGUCUGUGUGCUGCUGGAUGACGUGUCGACAUCUGAGUCGUCAACUGCCACGGAUAUCGUGACUUGUUAUCUGCAUCUGUGGGAACCGGGUAGACGGUCCUGUCAGACUGACAGAGCCGGUGUCCGCGCCAUCGUGGCCGAGUCGGUCCAUUCGCUGUCUCCGCCGGUUUUCGUCCCCGGAAGUCAACGUACGUGA
This is a messenger RNA of Geodia barretti, 769 nucleotides long. Lineage: Eukaryota; Metazoa; Porifera; Demospongiae; Tetractinellida; Geodiidae. The record is from the annotation of a GenBank genome assembly.